CCGUCCGGCUGGCUGCUUUCAAUUAGCUGGUGGGUCCGUGUGUUGGGCGCCCGCUCCUGCCUGCUUUUGUGGGGCUGCGGGGGGCUCCCUGCUCAGUUCGGGCCAUGCUCCCCGGCCGCCUUCUCCUGCCACUGCUGGGGCUUGUGCUGGGCUGGAGCCAGCCCCCUGGGGGUGCUCAGAGGGUCAAGCUCCUCUUCACCCCCAUGAUCUGCCGGGUGCAUUGCCGUGGGGGGCAUUGCGCCAACCGGUGUGAGCGUGGCAAUGCCACUACUCUGUUCAGUGGGGAGAACACCCGCCCGGCUGAGGGGGUUCCCGGAUUCCGUGUCUUCUUAUGUCCACUCAUCUGCCAAAAUGGUGGGGUCUGUCUGAAGAAGGACAAGUGUCUCUGUCCCCCUAGCUGGACAGGCAAGUUUUGCCACCUCCCAGCUCAGCCUCAUUCCCAGAUCCAGGCCCCAGCCCGCCGAGGAGCUGAGGUGGAUUCUCCCCUUGAGAGGGCAGCACAGCCAGCCACCAAGUCCAUGUACACCCUGCCAAUUGCCAACCAUCGACAGGAACGUGACGGUGUGGCCUCAAUGGUGAAUGUCCAUGUCGAGCACCCCCCUGAGGCAUCGGUCACCAUCCACCAGGUGGAGCGGGUGCAAGACGAGGACCUGCCUGGAGACAGCAAUUCCCUCCCGCUCUCCCGCCCUGCACUCUACAGCGUUCUGGCGCAGAGCAGCUCUCGAGACCCGGGGGGCUACAGCGAGGACUCUGGGUUUGGCUACUGCUUCAGACACUUGCGUGGAGGAGAGUGCAGUGCCCCCCUGCCUGGUCUGCGCACCCGGGAGAUCUGCUGCCGUGGGGCUGGCCUUGCCUGGGGUGUCCAUGACUGCCAGCCAUGUGCCGCGGGUGACGGAGGGGACAGCAGUUCAGUUGGAAGGAAUGAGGUGGCCUGCCCCAAGGGCUUCCGUCGGCAAAAUGGCUCCUGUAUUGACGUUGAUGAAUGCCAGGAGAGACUCUAUUGCCGAAACGGGGACUGCACCAACACCCGAGGCAGCUUCACCUGUGUGUGCCAUGAGGGCUACAUCCUUGACUCUUCCCGCAGCAGCUGCAUCUCCCACCAUGUCAUCUCAGAGGCGAAAGGUCCCUGCUUCCGGGUGCUGCGAGAGGGGGGGUGCUCCCUGCCAAUCCUCCGCAACAUCACCAAGCAGAUCUGCUGCUGCAGCCGGGUGGGCAAGGCCUGGGGGCAUAGCUGUGAAAGCUGCCCGCCUUUCGGCUCAGACGGAUUCAAGGAGAUCUGCCCAGCUGGCCCUGGUUACCACUACUCUGCCUCUGACCUCCGCUAUGACACGCGCUUCCUGGGCCAGGACCUGCCCCGGGUGCCCGUCAGCCACCAGCCAGGCGGGCGGCAGGCUGUGGGGAGGCUGCCACCAACAACCACAGCACCUGCCAUCCAGCGCUGGAGCCCGCCCCCCACAGUCUUGCUGGAGCACCAACCUCCUUGGGCUGUGCCCACUCAGUCCCCUGGGCCUGAAGCAGCUCCCCCAGAGCCUGAGCGAGGGGUUUGUGCACGGCACCCCCCGGUCUGUGGUCCGGGACGCUGCAUUCCCCGCCAGGGUGGCUACACGUGCGUGUGUGACCGUGGGUACUGGCUGAGCCCGCAGGGCACCCACUGCAUUGAUGUGGAUGAGUGUCGACGGAGCCCCCGCCCUUGUGCCAACGGGCACUGUGAGAAUUCUUGGGGCAGCUACAGCUGCAGGUGCCACGCUGGCUACCGGGCUGACCCUUCUGGAACGGGGUGCCAGGACAUUGACGAGUGUGCCAGAACACCCCCUCCCUGUGCCAACGGGCACUGCCACAACACCCUUGGCUCUUACCGCUGUGCCUGUCUUCCCGGCUACCGUCCUGACCUGGCUGGCUCCGAGUGCCAAGACCUCGAUGAGUGCUCCCAGAGCCCGUCACCCUGUGCUCACGGGCGCUGCGAAAACGUACUCGGCUCUUACCGCUGUGCCUGCCCGACUGGCUACCAGGCUGGCCCCACUGGCACCGAGUGCCUGGAUGUGGACGAAUGCCAGGGGAGCCCCCUCAUCUGCCAGCCAGGCCAUUGUGAGAAUGUACCUGGGGGCUACCGCUGCACCUGCCCCAUUGGCUACCAGCCCGGCCCCCUGGGAACCCUUUGCGUGGAUAUAGAUGAAUGCCAGCAAGAACCCCCACCCUGUGGCUCUGGGCGCUGUGAGAAUGUGCCCGGUGGGUAUCGCUGCCUCUGCCCCACCGGAUUCCGAGCUAGCCUGACGGAGGACCAAUGCCUGGACAUUGAUGAGUGCUCAGGGCGGUCACCCUGCGGCCCCCAUGGGCAUUGCUCCAAUACCGAGGGCUCAUUCCACUGCCAGUGUGAGCAAGGAUAUCGGUUGGAGGGCAGAGGUGGCCCCUGCACAGAUAUUAACGAAUGCUUGGAGGGGGACUUCUGCUUCCCACGGGGGGAGUGCCUCAACGCAGAAGGCUCCUACACCUGCCUGUGUGCCCAAGGCUUUGCCACAGCCCCGAGCGGGGCCUCUUGUGUAGAUAUUGACGAAUGCCAGAGCAGCACCAUAUGCACUGGUGGGCGGUGUGCGAACACAGAGGGCUCCUUCCAUUGCUACUGCCCGCCUGGCACCCGGAGCAGUCCUGGCAAGGCCUCCUGUGAUGAUAUUGAUGAAUGCAAGGAGUAUGGGGCGGCCCUCUGUGGAGGACAGCGCUGCGAGAACUCUGCUGGUUCUUACCGCUGUGUGGCAGAGUGCCAGUGGGGCUACCGAGUCAGUGCCACAGGGGAUUGUGUGGAUGUUGAUGAAUGCCGGGAGUACGGGGCACGAGUGUGUGCAGACAAGCGUUGUGAGAACACUCCUGGGUCCUACCGGUGUGUGGCCAGCUGCCAGUCGGGGUACCAAGCCACUGCUACUGGGGACUGUGUGGAUGUGGACGAGUGCAGGAAUGCCUCACUGUGUGGGGCUCACGCUGUUUGCCACAAUCUGCCAGGCUCCUUCCAGUGCAUCUGUGACCAAGGUUACGAAAGUGCCAGGGACGGCCAGCAUUGCCUGGAUGUGAAUGAGUGUGAGACGCUGCAGGGUGUGUGUGGGGCAGCCCCGUGUGAGAACGUGGAGGGCUCCUUCCUCUGCAUUUGCCCUGGGGCUGUUGAGGAGUUUGAUCCAAUGACAGGACGCUGCAUUCGUCCGCCUGGAGCCGCCGCGCGGCCCCCGUCCUUCCCCAGGCGCCCAGAGGCUUCUGUCCCUGACUCCCACCUCUCUGGGGGCAGUGAUGGCGUCCGACGGGAGUGCUACUAUGACCCCAAUGCAGCACAGGCUUGUGAGAACGUCCUGGCAUGGAAUGCAACCCGCCAGGAGUGCUGUUGCAGUCUUGGCCACGGCUGGGGCCUUGACUGCCGCAUCCAGGAGUGCCCACCCCCAGGGACAGCCGAGUUCCGGACCUUGUGCCCUCACGGGAGUGGCUACGCUGCUGCCACAGGCCCCGGCAGUGCCUCUGCCCUCACAGAUGUGGACGAGUGCUCCCUCUUCAGCACCCAGGUAUGCAAGGGUGGGGUCUGCGUGAACAAGGUGCCUGGCUACUCCUGCUACUGCCCCAGCGGCUACUACUACGAGACCCAACACCUGGAGUGCAUUGAUAACGAUGAGUGCCUUGACGAGGAGGCAGAGCCGUGCGUGGGGGGGCACUGCAUCAACACCAUUGGCUCUUACUACUGCUCCUGUGCCCCGCCACUGGUCCUGGAUCCCUCCCAGCGCCGCUGUGUGGCCAACAACAGUCAAGGGGCAGAUGCAAACCUAGGCAUGUGCUGGCAGGAAGUGGGGCCGGACUUGGUGUGCAGCCGCCCUCGCCUCGAUCGCCGUGUGACCUACACGGAGUGUUGUUGCCUUUAUGGGGAAGCCUGGAGCAUGGAUUGCGCCCUGUGCCCGGCCCGUGACUCAGAGGACUUUGAGGCCCUGUGCAACGUCCUUCGCCCCCCCAGCUAUGGGCCAGUGCAUCCCGGAGGCCUGGGGCUGCCCUUCGAGUAUGGGGGCAGUGACUUCAUGCCCUAUGGACCAGAGAUAUUUGCGCCUCCGGCCGGGCCAGCUCCACGGCUUCCUGACUAUGACCCCUACCCCCGAGACUCACUCUACGGCCCCUCCCCCUAUGAGGCUGCCAGUGACUCUGAGGACCCGCCCUAUGGUGACCUGCGGCCUGAGGGCUUGCCUGAGCCCCCACACGGAGGAUACCGGGCCCGCAGCCCCCCGCAGCCCGAAUGGCACUACCCAUUGCGUCACAGCAGCAGCAGCAGCACCCGGACUUCCUACUCUGAGCGGCCAGGCCGAGCCAGUGAAGACUACCGCCAUUCAGAGGGCUUUGGGGGACCCCCAGCGGAAGAAUGUGGCAUCCUGAGUGGCUGUGAAAAUGGGCGCUGUGUCCGGGUCGCCGACGGGUUCACCUGCGCCUGCCAUGAGGGCUACCGCCUUGACCCCACCCGCGUGGCCUGCCUUGAUAUUGAUGAGUGUGUCGAGGUGGAGGGACUCUGCCCAGGCAGUGAAUGCUUCAACGUGGACGGCUUCUACCACUGUUUGUGCCCACGUGGCACAGUUGGGCAGCCCCCCCAUUGUGUCCCAGCCCCCCGCAGUCAAGGCUGAGCUGAGAAUGAAAGCCAAGUAUUUAUUGCCUUAUGGACUGGGGGGGGGAGAUGGGGGGAGAACCGCUGCAUAGCCUGUUCCCCCAAAGCAUGUGGCCCAAUGUGCAUUGUCCCUCUCCCCCACCCAGAAUUGCCCUCAGAAGCAAUCCAUAUUCUCUAGGAAGAUUCACUGAAGCCUGCAAGGGACAGUGUCCUGUCUGCUCCUGGGGACUUGGGUGGGGGGAUCUUCUCUGCACUCCCCAAACUGUGCCCCUGUUCACAGCAGCAGUGAGAGACUGGAAGAAGUUCCAAACCAAAAUGAAGUAUCAGGAGAACUUCUCUGUCAAACUCAGCUGCAUGGGUAGACGUUCAUUCACACCAGCCGAGUGGCCCGUCGCUCUUCCCCCUUGCUGCCCAAGGCUGGAUCCAUGUGUAUCUGCAGUCAAAAACAAAAGCCACCCCAUCUUCUGCUUUCUGGAGCUGGAAGCCAGGUUAUCUCCAUGGCCUGCUUUGUGACUCCCAGCCCUCAGGGCAGAUGGGAAAUACGGCUCCAUGCCUUCCUCUGGCCUUUGUAACAUGCCCCUGGCACAGCACGUGCCAUCACUGGUGGGGUGGAGAGCUGCUCUGCCAGCUGCCUUUCCUCUCUGUCACUGCAAUUAGAAGCCCAGACCUCUGCUUGCUUUUGCCCAAAGAAUACGUUGCCCACUUGCUUGGUGGCAUGGGAGAGGGGGACAGUAACAAGGGCUUUUGCAAUCCCACGGCCUCCAGCCAGUGCCCAAGAGCUUGGAGCUUCAGUGAGGAAAUGCCUUCCUCAGCAGGCCCAGAGGGUGCAAGUCUGCCAAAGCUGAUGGCAGAAAUUAGCCUUUGCAGUCUUCCAUGCCCUCCACAGGCAGGUGGGUGCGAGAACAAGAUUUCUGAUCCAGUUCUGCUGCUGCCCAGUUGGGCAGCUGACUUUUCUGGAAGGGGAUCCACAACCACAGACUGCGGAAGAAAGUCACAGUCGUAGCUGGUACUAGGAAACUGGGUUGGGGAGAGAGUGCGUUACUUUCUGCCACACUCUCGUGCCUGACUCUGUGGCUGCACACCUGCCUCCUGGCCUCUUCUGCUCCCCCACCCAGGCAAAGUCCCCAUUUCUCCAGCAAGUGCCUAGUCAUUUCAGAGAUAUAACCCUCACCCCUGGCCUGCCCCAUAUGCAUGGGGCCUCAACUCCUGCCUGUGAGGAUGUUCCAGGCCCCUCACAGCCACAUACUGCUGUUACUGGAACAAUAAAGGUCUUCUGUAAAAUA
Messenger RNA from Eublepharis macularius, 5892 nucleotides. RefSeq names its product latent transforming growth factor beta binding protein 4 (gene LTBP4). Lineage: Eukaryota; Metazoa; Chordata; Lepidosauria; Squamata; Eublepharidae. The record is from RefSeq and is a predicted model, not a curated record. Gene Ontology annotation, molecular function: calcium ion binding; transforming growth factor beta binding. The coding region runs from base 105 to 4628 and encodes 1507 amino acids. The transcript is spliced from 30 exons.